UGUCUCCAUUAAAAACAAUUCUUAUAAUUAUUACAUUUCUUAUUUUGAUGGUUAUAUUGAUAUUGGGAAGUGACAGCAUUUCUGAGUCGAUAGCUAUGCAUAAAAGAACAAAUAAUAACGAUACAGAAAAAUGCUAUGGCUGUAAUGAGAGUGCUCAUUUCAAACGUUUAAGCGAAAAUAGAACAAUUUCAGAAAAACUAAUCAUAACAACACCUAAGAGUUGGGGGUCUUCAAAUGAUACAAUUACAAGUGCGAUAAACACAAGAACUAUAUUAGAACUCGAAUCAUCAAUAACAUAUACAGCAAACAAAGAACCUGAUGAAACAACUAACCUCUCUUCGUCAACAAAACCUUUAGAGAGCUAUGAAACAAAAGUAACUACAUUAUCACCAGCUUGGUCGAAGAUUCGUGAAUGCUGA
Molecule: messenger RNA, 419 nt
Organism: Chrysoperla carnea
Lineage: Eukaryota; Metazoa; Arthropoda; Insecta; Neuroptera; Chrysopidae
Exons: 4
Coding region: 48-419 (123 amino acids)
Source: RefSeq, a predicted model, not a curated record